Molecule: messenger RNA, 1901 nt
Organism: Penaeus chinensis
Lineage: Eukaryota; Metazoa; Arthropoda; Malacostraca; Decapoda; Penaeidae
Gene: Ufm1
Product: ubiquitin-fold modifier 1
Exons: 3
Coding region: 595-1596 (333 amino acids)
Biological process (GO): protein K69-linked ufmylation; interstrand cross-link repair
Cellular component (GO): Fanconi anaemia nuclear complex; nucleus; cytoplasm
Source: RefSeq, a predicted model, not a curated record
CAGAAGCCUUUGCCCGUCCUGUCCAUCCGCCAGCCAGGGUCUCUUCAUGGUCUCUUCAGGGUCUCUUCAGGGUCUCUUCAGGCCUGGCUCCAGCGGCCGCCCUUCCAGCGACACGUGUGUCCCCGGCCGGGCGCGGCCCCCUGGCGGCCACGCACCGAACCUCGGACCGUCAACACUCGGGACGCAACUCCAGCUGUCAGCAUCAUGACAUCCAAAGUGACCUUCAAAAUUACAUUGACUUCUGACCCCAAACUUCCAUACAAAGUGUGAUCUGCGACCUGAAUGUUGCCUUAGGGGAGUUUGCCUGAUGGUUAGGAAUGAGAGCAUACCAAACAGCCAAGGAAUAGGAUCUGCAGUUAAAGAAGAAACAGGGUGCUCAUACCAUCUAUGGAAAAAGGGUUUUGUGGUAUCAAGUGACAGUAGAUGACAGAUUACAUUUUCAUAUCUUGAGAAAGCUUUUUGUUCAUUUUGGACAUUGAUUACAGUUUAGUUUAUGGCACUAUCAACAGUGAAAAUUGGAUUUACAAGGAAUUUUAGAAUAAGCAAAUAGUAUCCACGAUAUUAAUUGUAAUUUAUUUUUUUUAUUUUGAAAUAAUGUGGAAAUUGGUUCUACAGAAUCUGCUGUAUUUUAUUCAUGAAUUGUAUCCAGCUGCUUACAGUCAGAGUAAUUGGACUUGUGAUGGUGUAGACAAAGCUCUGUCAUGGGGUGCAUACUGUGAGAAAAUAGCAAGGCAAUCCCACCAGAAUGGCAGCCUUCAGAUUGCAUUUAGCCACUUGGCAAGAAAACCCAAUAUGGCCCUUUCAUUUUGUCAGUUGCAGGAUGCACGCUAUCACUUGCUGAAAAGCCUCAUUCUUAAUCAAGCACUUGAAGCAAAUGUACAGGAGCACAUCUCUCAUGUUGCAAAAAUGACUCUGGGGUCUACUGCUGCUGCUAGAAUUUAUGAGCAGGUAAAUCAGCAGCAGGAAUCUUAUAAGCAGAUAAGUGCUUAUAUCAAUGAUACAAUGAAUGAAAACUUUCAUAAAGACCUCAAAAGUAAACUGGUGUUAGAAGUGAUGGACACCUUGAGUUCAGAGCAAGUAAAUGAAACACUCUCUGCAUUAGUUAAAAUUCCAGAUGGCCUUAGUAUAUUGUUAGAUGAUGUGAGGUGUGGAAAUGUAAUGCUUGAUGUGAAAAAAGUUUCAAGAGGUAAAAUGAUUGUUGAAUGGUUAAAUUCAGCAUUACGAUCCCCAAGGGCACCCAUACACAAAUGUAUAGUUCAGACUUUGUGUAACCUUCAACCAGAAAGAUUGUGUGAUUUACUGUUAUGCAGUCGUAAUCUUUUAAUUGCGUUUCUGGCAGUACUGCGUAGAGAAGGACAGAAGCUAGUGUUUGUCGAGCAUCCCACAGAUUACUCCUGGUCACCACAAGACUUAUCGUCAUUUUUAACAUACAAAGACUUAGUGACUGUUUGUAGUAAUAUACACUUGAGCAAAAAUCUUGCAGCAUCUACAGACAAGAUAAUAUCUGAGUGGUGCAUGCAGGAGGAUGGGGCAAUCUGGAAUGAUGUAUUGAGUGAUGUGAAAAUUACUGUUCAUAGAAGAGAUGCUUUUCCAUAAUGGUAAAAAGUGGGGGAAAAAAUCUUGCACAUCACACGAAGUAAACAUUCUUGUCUUAUUUGAUUUGUGAGAUUAAUUAUCAGUGGUGAUAGCUUUUGCAUUAUCUCAGAUUAAGCAAAUCUGUUUUAACAAAUGUCAUCAUGAGCGUUGAUUAAUGAAAGGCUUUAUAGCGCAGAGAGAGUGAUUUAUGAAGAUGAUUUUACAUGAAAGCCAGCUUGUAAUGAUCUUAUCAAAUGAAAUAAUGUGUUAUAAUUUAUGAUUUCUCACAAUUAAUUACUGUACCUUUUGUAAAAUGAGGAGAUAAA